Molecule: messenger RNA, 2251 nt
Organism: Carassius carassius (crucian carp)
Lineage: Eukaryota; Metazoa; Chordata; Actinopteri; Cypriniformes; Cyprinidae
Gene: efcc1
Product: EF-hand and coiled-coil domain containing 1
Molecular function (GO): calcium ion binding
Source: RefSeq, a predicted model, not a curated record
GCGAGAUUUUCUACUACAAGAGUGGGGCGGUCUGGUGUUCAGAUGACUUGAACUUGGUAUGCUGUUUGUAUGCUUAGAGGAUCUGUUGAAUCCAUUAAUCCAUUUAGGCGCUAUAAAUGGAAUUCUUGUGAGGGGAAAAAGUAUGGAAAAGUCGGACGCAUGCGAUCCAUACAGUCGACCCGCGCGCAGGACACAAUGGAUAGUGAGCACUCUGGCGUAUCAUUACGGACUAGACCGUGGAGUGGAAAACGAAAUUAUAGUCCUCGCAACCGGGCUGGAUCAAUACCUCCAAGAGAUAUUUCAUCACCUAGACUGUCAGGGAGAUGGAAAAAUCCCAGCCGAGGAUUUUAACAUUCUUUGCGAGAUUUUAGGACUCAGUAAAGAGAGUGAUCUGGAGGAGUGCGCGGGGAUAUUGGAUAAUCUACCCAAAGAGUUCAGCUUCAGGCAGUUUCACGCUAAACUCUGCUGUUAUUUCAGUACCAAAGCUGGAUGCCAGUAUGAGAAUGGGAGGCUGUUGGUUGGCAAGGAGAGCGAGCAUAUAGAGACGCAGAUCAGACUCAGGAGCCCCUUGAGGCGGCGCAAGAAGCUGCUGUCUUUGGGUACCAGCGCUAAGCGAGAAAGCGGAGAGCCUUCCUCUCCCACUGUGGAUAGACACGCGUCGGGUUGUAGGCAGCUGGGCUCCUGCACCAGGGAGUGCUACGAGGAAAUCGUGGCCCUCGAGGAGGCUGAGGACAGGAUAGCCAAACUUGAGGAAGAAAAUGCAAGUCUCAGGGAGUUGGUGGAGGACAUGCGCGCGGCCCUUCAGAGCAGUGAUGCUCGCUCGCUGGCCUUACAGGUGGGUCUGUGGAAAAGCCACUCGAAACAUAAACCAGAGGGUGGCUGUUUCAUCGCCCAUCAAAGGCGAGCAGCUCAGAAACCCAACAUUUCUGGAAACCUGAAGGACAUCCAGAGUUUCCUGAGAGAAGUGGAGUACAUCCGGAGUUCCCGUGAUGGGCAGAUCGAGGAGGCCAUGCUCUUCAACCAGAAGCUGGAGCAGGAGCUGCGAGUUUCACGUGAGACCGUGCUGUUGCUGGAGGAAUGUAACAGGACUCUAAAGAAGGAGCAGGUAGAGAUGAGAAAAAGAGUGGAGGAAGCCAGACAAGCUGUGCUCAGUGGCCUCAAGAAAGUGAAGGAGCUGGAAACCAAAGCCAGUCAUGUGCCUGUUCUGCAGAGGCACAUUGAGCAGCUAGAGAUGGAGCUUCUGUUCUACAGAUCUGAAGUGUCUAAAACAUCGGUUCCAUUCAUCAACAAACCAGACAGACGGUAUAAUAGGGCCGGUCAGACUGCGCCACGCUGUUGCCUGGACACAGAGCAGGAUCGACGCUCUCCGACGGGACGUGCAGAGACUGUGCCUGACACUAUGGAGGAGCAGCUUUUCCGUUCAGUGGAGGGUCAGGCAGCGUCUGAUGAAGAGGAAGAAAGAUGGACCGGAGAGCAGCAGAGACAAGUGGAUGAGGUGAAGCGAAUCCUCACCAGACUGUCCUGCUGUGGAGACAGAUGUGAUGAGAAAGCAGUGAAGAAGCUGCUGUCUCAUUUCGGUGACUCGCGCACAGAGGAGAGUCAGACGGCUGUGCUAGAGCUGCUGGAGAGGGUCAUACGACUCAACAAACAACUAGAACUGAAGGAGAGUCAGGCCAAGAGGGCAGAAAUGGACACUGACCAGAUGAGGGACGCCCUGGUCCAGGAACUACAGCAGAAGGCAGAGGAGACAGAGCUGCUCCACCUGGAGCUGCAGAUGUUGGAGACGGAGCGGGUGCGUUUGUCUCUGGUGGAGGAGAAACUGAUGGAUGUGCUACAGCUUCUGCAGCAGCUGCGAGAGCUGAAAGUCUCAAGAAGAUCUUUAGGAAAGAUUUUGCUCAGCACAUUGGAGUCCUGCAGUGAUCCUCAGCAUGGGAAAGCACAUAUCUUGGAGGUGCUCAAUGCUCUUUGUCAUGAACUGGCUGCGUGUGAGAUCCUCUCUAAUGGCGAGAAGAUAGAGAGAGCACAUCACCAGUCUCUCACCAACUCACUGCUCAUCUCCUGCUAGACAUUACUGCCACCUGAUGGCCACAAGAUGCUACAGCCUCUUACAGAAACUACCAACUAGCCAUGUUGGAAAAUGGGACCAAAAUUAGCCAUGUAUUUGUCUUUGUGUUUAUAUUUCUAUGUAUAUUUGUGUAAAUCAUUUAGCUCAUUAUCAUUUAUAAGGAAACAUGAUCUGAUUCCUUUCAAA